Messenger RNA from Dalotia coriaria, 1131 nucleotides. Its product is annotated as ring-infected erythrocyte surface antigen-like. The coding region runs from base 226 to 897 and encodes 223 amino acids. The transcript has a single exon. NCBI's taxonomy places the organism in Eukaryota, Metazoa, Arthropoda, Insecta, Coleoptera, Staphylinidae. The record is from RefSeq and is a predicted model, not a curated record.
AUUUGUUCGCAAAGUGAAUGGUGAAUAAUUAACGCAUGGGUUGGGAAUGGGCAAGUGGCCCCACUUUCCUCAUCAAUUAUUUCCGGAGAAAAGCCGGUUGUUUAUCGACUUUAUUCCAAAGUCACCCGCGUGGAAAUCAUUGCGAUUGGAAACCUUCACUUGGACAGUGUUUCCCAUCGAAUUCCCAUCAAAUACAAUACAAUAAAAUAAAAACAAACUCCAAAAAUGGAUUUUCCUAUGGAUAUUGACUUGGAAUCCAAAGAAAUCAUUGUUGAAAGUGACAUUUCCGAUAAAACAACCGAUGCAGAAGACCCGGAAGUACAGAAAAAGUAUAAAAUGAUGUUAUCACUGUGGUUGUCCUUUUGCCUGGUUGGUUUUGUUUGGUUCGUGACCAAAGUGCUCAAGGGGCGUCAAAGAAUCAAAUAUAAUUUCUCAAGCAUCGAGGAGCAGUUGAAACGCAUGCAGGCUGUUAUAGAAGAACGGGAACGCGCAAUGGCGGAUAAAGCUAUUACAAAUGAAGAUCCGAAUCAAAAUAAUGAAGUAACACAGCAACAACCGAAAGUUUCACCUGAUGCGCAGAAAUUACUCGAGGAUUUAUCGAAAGCUUUUAAUAAAAGCGACAGUGAAGAUUUGGAAAACGUUGAAGAAAUUGAAGAAAAUGUAGAGGAUACAGAAGUUAAUGGAAAUAUUAAUAUGGAUGAUGAUUAUGAUAAAGAUGAUGAUGAAGAAGAAGAUGAAGAAAUUGUUACGGAAGUUACAAGUAGAAGAAGAAAAUUUAUUGACAAUCCUCUGGAUGAAGAUAAUGUUGAGUUAAUUCGUGAUACAAUAGAAGAUAUUAUUCAGGAAGGCAUCCAGGAAGUGGACAAAGAUAAAGAACCAUCCAAAAAGGAUAACUAAAUCAAAAUAAACUAAGAAAUACAGAAACUUGAAUCAAAAACGGAUUUUUUUGUUCUUCGUUGAUUAUUUAUGGAAGUGUGAAUAUUUUACUUCAUUUUAUUUCGUUUUCCUGAAGUGUUACUGCAGAAAUUUAUGGAAAUGUGAAUAUUUCUAAUGAUGAAGAUGUCAUUCAAGAAAAAAUGACAUCAAAAUCAAAAUAAAACGCAAAAAAAUACAAAAAACAUCAAUCACAAA